AUGUUGCCAAACCUUUUGACGAGUCAGUAUCUUCAAUACAAAACAGAUACUGAAAUCGUAGCCACAUGGCUGGCAAGAACUGCAAAGCAGUGUGGGCUUGACGUGGAUCAGGACAGUCAAGAGCCUGUGAAAAAGGCAAAACCGGCGGCAGGUCGCCUCAAAGGGAAAGCUAGAAAGGCUGCCAAAGCUCCAUCAAAUCCAACCCCGGCCAAUGAGAACAACAAAAUUCCAAAGAAGCCAAAGUACACCAUCACCGUUAAGCAAUUCACAAGCUUUGCGGAACAUAUCGCCAGGCACAACAAACCCCCCGUUGGGCGUGUGGAGGUUUCCCGAGGCUUCAGUCUUGCCCUUGACCGUGCCAUUUCUGCGCGCCGCGAAUUCGCAAAACAUGGAAUUGAGAAGGUGGACGAGGCUGCCGAGGAAGGCCAUGAAUUCUUCGUGAACGUCCUUGUGCGGGUCCGUGAAACCCUACGCCCACUAAUGCUCAAGAGACAAUCGGAUAGCCCAGGAGUCGAAAAGUAUGAGAAGCCACUCGCCAAUAGAUUCGAGCAUCUCGAAUUGGAAGAACAAUCAGAAGCCUUCCUCAAUGCACCUGAUGCUCCUAAGCCAGCGGCACCAGAGAAAUCUACAGGCCCUUCAGCUCCCGAUGUCAAAGCGGAAGCCGACCUCGAAGCCGAGGUUGAUCUUGACCGCCGUGAAAUGAUUUUCAUGUUCCACCUCUUGCUCCAGGAUGCUAACGCCUUCAUGGAUGUGAUCGAGAAGACAUGGAGGGGAUACAAAAUUGGCCUUGUGGGCCUUGUACCGGCAGCUUUGACUACCAACACCGCUAUUGAUCUCCUCCGUCGUAUGGAAGAGGAAAUGAAGCCUUCCCUUGAUAAGGUUGGCGGUGUUGAAAUACUUCUUGAGGCGUAUUACGCUGCCCGCUGUUUCCAACUUGGGGAACAUCCCGACUACAAAGAAAGGCCCAGUGAUGCCCUUAACUUCAAAGUUUACGGUCAAACGCAAUACCUUUUUCUCACAGCCUGGCAGCUUCUCCGAUCUUUCACGGCAAUAUGCAACCCGCAUCACGUUCCAGUUUAUAAACCGGGCAUUUGUGGAACCUAUUACCCUAAAAGCGACCGCGAGUUGAAGCCACCAAGGGAGAAGUUCGAUGAAGAUACGCAAAUCUUAAUGGAGGCAUUUCCCGAAUUUUACCUCCUCGGAUUCCGUGGUAGGGAGAACUUUGCCGAAGACGAGCUAUCGCGUGGUCUCAAGGCAGCUUUCACUACUAAAGAACAUCCGUUCUGGCUGGUGUUUGCCGUGCAAGUCUUCCUAAACAUCCAUCAUGUCCUACGUGAUGAGGUUUCUCGGGCAUUCUCCGAGCUGCAACGAAGCGCGCUGGCUAUGAGCCAUUCUAUCAAGUCGAUUUUAAGAUGCACGACAAGCUCCGCGUUGAGAACUGGCCUCGGGAAAACGAUAGAAUAUUGCGAGAAAUCCAAGCGGACAUGGAUUAUUGGUGCGCAACAGAUCCAUUGCAGGCCGAAAGGACACGCCUAG
This is a messenger RNA of Penicillium crustosum, 1536 nucleotides long. RefSeq lists its product as uncharacterized. The transcript has a single exon. The record is from RefSeq and is a predicted model, not a curated record. Lineage: Eukaryota; Fungi; Ascomycota; Eurotiomycetes; Eurotiales; Aspergillaceae. Bases 1 to 1536 code for a protein of 511 amino acids.